GCGCGGAGUGGUGUCUGAUGGCGGAGACUGUGCCCGUUAGAGGUGAUGUCCUGGCGGCUACUGCCCCGGAAUCUGCCGCAGUCCCCGCCGCCACCAAGAAGAAAGCCGCUUACCGGCCUCAGAAAGGUGGAGGAGGUGGCGCUACCACCGCGGCGGCUGAGCAGAUUCUGGAGGCGGUGGCCGCUGCCAAGGAGCGCCAGGCGCCGGCCAAGCUCGGCGGGUCUCUGAAGAAAACCAUCUCGGCCGCGGGUUACGAGCCGACGGAGAAGGGCGGCCCGGGUCGGCCCAACCCGCCGCUCGGUAGCACCUCGGCCAACAGGGGGGGCUCGGCGGCGGAAAGUGGGCCCGGGACCUCCGCAUCCACGUUGCAGUCGGAGCAGAGGCAGCAGCAGGUGGCGGAGGAAGGACGGGAGGAAGGAGAAGCUCAGGAUCGGCCCAAGCAAAGAGCAACCAAGAGAAAAGCGGCUCCCAAAAGGGCGGCGGCGGCCAAACGCACCAAGAAAGCGGCGGCCAAAAGCCCCCGGAAGGGGACGGCGGCCAAGGCCAGGAAAACCCCCAAGCGGGCGGCGGGGAAACGGGCGAUGACGGGGAAGAAGAGAAGGUAAAAGUGCUAGGAGCAGAGACAGAGCUCAACACAAAAAGGCUCUUUUCAGAGCCACUCAAGUAUUGUCACCAAAAAAAGCUACAGCCAGAAAAUUAAAACAAAUCAAUAGUUCGGAAAAGAAAAAACACUUUUGAGUCAUUCUGGACUCGAAAUGUUAACUUUUCUUUUUAGAUACUAGGCAGUUUCUCUUGAGGAUGUUACCUAUUUAUCCCAAUCAUGCCUGAACUAUCAUUCCCGUCGGCGAUCCGUUUUAUGAAGAUUGAACAAUUGUACAGGAACCGCAUCUAUAAAAUCCAGAAGAGUUCCCUGAUCCUCUUCCAUUCACUUUCCCAGAAAAACAAAAGCACACAUUUUGUAAAACUUUACCUUGAAAAGUUUGGUUUCCAACUUCGUGCAAUCUUUUGACUGUUUCCUUGUCAACAUCUCUGCAACAAGGGGAAGUACCCUCUCAGAAUCCAUCCUGACGAGACACCCAGAAUUACAGACGAUACUACAACUAAUGAAGCUGUAUUUUUUAUGUUUGAAGCUUUGCUUCUGGUUUUAAUUCCCAACAAGAUUUCUCAGUAUGCCUUUAAUCGCAGAUCAAACAAACUGUCUAUGCAGCGACUGGGUACCUAAGGGAAUUGACGCAAAAAGCAUAGAUGCAAUUAAGGGACACUUCGGGUAUAUAAGGAUUAAAAAAAGAACAGAAGGGUAGCAUGAUGGCUUGAGACUGGGAUAUGGGUGGGAGAGUGGCACUGGCUGGGCUCAAGGGCUUCGUUCUGUGCUUUUUAAUAACGCUAUACUAUAUUUACUUCAGUUUUCAUACGUCAACAGCAAAAUCAUCAAGCUCAACGAGAAUCUAUCAAUGUAUUGGAAGUUAAAUCCAGUGUAUUUCAAAUUGAGACUCUAACUGCAUUAAGAUCAUCGUAUCAUCCUUGAAAUUGGUCAAUUUGUAAAAUUUUGAUACAGUUUUGACGAAUUAUGAGUCCAGGGAAACUAGAUGUGAAAAAUAUUUUGUUAAUGUAAAUCAUGAAGAAUAUGAUGUGGUCAGAUUUUCUGGUCACUAUUUUACCAAACAUCUGUUACUUGAAAUUUCUUGGGUUUUACGCUCUGGGAACAGAAAAUCCAUCCUUCAAACAUGACCUUCCAUUGAAUAAUAUUUUGGUUGAUUUUAUGACUCUGACUGGGGGAAUGGGCUGUUACUCAAUACACAUUACUCCACUAUUAUUAGCACUCCACUUAUUUAUAUAAAUUAUUGACUUCAUCACUGACAUGGCCAAAUUGUUUCAUUCGUGUGUUACAACGUGGAGUAAGAGACUUUCACCAUCCCUCCUCAACCAAAAAGCAAUCCAGUUAUAUUACACACUUAUUCUUAAAAAAAGUGGCAAACACUGGAUAUUAUUCACUGCAAUAAUCUGGAAUAAGAUCUAUAUCCCUUUAAUCCCAAACUCAGACAUAUUCACACAACGCAAUGCAAAGACAAUGUGUUAAGGGGCAGAAGGAUAAAAAGAACACCCCUAUUGGAGAAUAGUUACAACAAAUGUUAUAAAUAAUCAUUUGGUAACACAAGACUUGAGCAUUACUGAAAAAAAGAUGUGUAUUAUUGAUUUUUUUUUGCCAUAUGAUCGUUCAGGAGAGAUGCUAGGCAUCGCUCCUACACACAAAAGGUGGGAGAGGUUUGGAACUC
This is a messenger RNA of Rhincodon typus (whale shark), 2273 nucleotides long. RefSeq names its product histone H1.01-like. The transcript has a single exon. The record is from RefSeq and is a predicted model, not a curated record. Lineage: Eukaryota; Metazoa; Chordata; Chondrichthyes; Orectolobiformes; Rhincodontidae. The coding region runs from base 18 to 605 and encodes 195 amino acids.